Messenger RNA from Aricia agestis (brown argus), 1407 nucleotides. It is a transcript of the gene Dus4, whose product is annotated as tRNA-dihydrouridine(20a/20b) synthase [NAD(P)+]-like. Bases 117 to 1289 code for a protein of 390 amino acids. Gene Ontology annotation, biological process: tRNA processing. The record is from RefSeq and is a predicted model, not a curated record. The transcript is spliced from 2 exons. NCBI's taxonomy places the organism in Eukaryota, Metazoa, Arthropoda, Insecta, Lepidoptera, Lycaenidae. Gene Ontology annotation, molecular function: flavin adenine dinucleotide binding; tRNA dihydrouridine synthase activity.
UGUCAAAAAAUUAUUUAUUAAACACAAUACCGAAUACGGUACGGAAUUGGUGCGGAACUUACGGAAUAUUGCAGUAAAAUUUAAUUGUUGGUAUUUAAAAAAGGCAAAAAAAUUAAAUGUCACAAGAAAUCUCUCUCAAAGAUUUAUUUCUGCAAGUUAAGAAUAAAAAUGAAUAUUUGAAAGUAUGCGCACCGAUGGUGCGAUAUAGCCGAGUACAAUUUCGCACACUCGUUAAAAAUUAUGGGGUCGAUUUGUGUUUUACGCCAAUGAUAUUGGCAGACUCGUUUUGUCAAAAUUCAAAAGCCAGAUAUAAUGAAUUUUUAACAACAGAUACAGAUUCUCCUUUAAUUGUUCAAUUUGCGGCAAAUAACGCUAACGACUUUUUGGACGCCUCAAAGUUAGUGCAUCCAUAUGCGAAUGGCGUGGAUUUGAAUUGUGGAUGUCCACAGAGGUGGGCCAUGAAAGAUGGAUAUGGCUGCUCAUUACUGUCGAAGCCUGAUAUCAUACAGGACUUAGUAUUAGGUGUAAGAAAUAAUUUGCCAUCACAUUUUAGUGUGUCUGUUAAAAUAAGAAUACUACAGGAUAUAAAGAAAACUAUAGAACUAUGUCAUCAACUACAAAGCUGUGGAGUGGAUUUUAUUACAGUUCAUGGCAGGACGCCAUCACAAAAAAGUGGAGAAAAAGUUAAUGUAGAUGCUCUCAGGGAAGUAUGUGCCAGUGUUCAAGUGCCAAUUAUUGUUAACGGAGGUGUGAAGACUUUAAAAGAUGCAGAUGACCUUUAUUCUGCUGUAAAAUGUAAUGGUGUAAUGGCUGCUAGCGGGCUAUUGACAAAUCCAGCCCUCUUUGAUGGAAGCACAAAAACUCCUCAAACCUGCAUUAAAUUAUGGAUGGACCUAAAAAAUAAGAGUAAUGAUCACAUCACAUUCCAAUGUUACCAUCACCAUUUAGUUUUUAUGCUAGAAAAAAUACUCACAAAGCCCGAAAGACAGGAAUUUAAUUGCCUCAGUACGUUUGAGAGUGUAGACGAAUAUUUGAAGAUGAAUAUUUUGAAUGACCAUACUACACCAGAUUACGAACAUUCGUUGGGAAACUUUAUAAAAUGUGAGUUUGAUGAAGGUAUAACAUCCCAACAUGGGAAAAAAUGUAGAGGGUGCGGAAAAAGUACUUGCUAUUGUAUAUGUAAUAGGUACGACUGUGACAAAACUGAUGGCAAAUAUUUUAGCUCAUUUUUGGAGGAAAGUGAUUCCUUGGAUUAUAUGGAAACAAACAUGUUUGCUGAAACAUUAUGAUAAUAAUUCUUUAUACUUAAACCAUCAACUGCUGGAAGAAAUAGCAAAUAUGUUUUUCAUUUAGCUGACAAUAUUAUUUAUAUUUCUAGUGCACAAAUUAAAGAUUUACUAUAUUGAA